This is a messenger RNA of Mugil cephalus (flathead mullet), 3210 nucleotides long. RefSeq names its product receptor accessory protein 3b (gene reep3b). Gene Ontology annotation, cellular component: endoplasmic reticulum tubular network; cytoplasmic microtubule; endoplasmic reticulum membrane. NCBI's taxonomy places the organism in Eukaryota, Metazoa, Chordata, Actinopteri, Mugiliformes, Mugilidae. Gene Ontology annotation, molecular function: microtubule binding. Gene Ontology annotation, biological process: endoplasmic reticulum tubular network organization. The record is from RefSeq and is a predicted model, not a curated record. The transcript has 8 exons. Bases 306 to 1091 code for a protein of 261 amino acids.
UCUCAGCCCCGUUUUGGUGUCAGGAAGGAACUAGGCAGCAAAGUAGCGAGGCAAGGAGCAACCGUAUAGGGAGUAACAGGCUACAACGAAACAAUAGGUUAUCUCCAGGAUAAACAUUUAAUAAUUUAGCUAUGGUUACAAACUCAGGGCAGUGAGAACAGACAUCAGACAUGUUGACUGGCUAAUAGAACGAGAAAGCUAGCUGCCCCUGGGUUCUCUCAUCGAGUUUUUUUCGGCUGAAGAAGUUAACAUUAUCACCGCGGCGGUCUUCUCUGAUAGAGCCUCCCUCAACAAAGACAGAAGACAUGGUGUCCUGGAUGAUUUCGAGAAGCGUCGUCCUGAUGUUUGGGACCCUGUAUCCUGCAUACUACUCUUAUAAAGCUGUCAAGACCAAAAAUGUCAAGGAAUAUGUGCGAUGGAUGAUGUACUGGAUUGUAUUUGCCCUGUACACUGUCGUGGAGACAAUCACUGACCUAACACUGGCAUGGUUUCCACUCUACUAUGAGCUGAAGAUAGCUUUUGUGAUCUGGCUGCUGUCCCCCUACACUAGAGGAGCAAGUCUCAUUUACAGGAAGUGUCUGCACCCUCUGCUGUCAUCCAGAGAGAGGGAAAUAGAUGAGUAUAUUGUGCAAGCCAAAGAGAGAAGCUAUGAGACCAUGGUGAACUUUGGCAAGCAGGGACUCAGCAUCGCAGCCACCGCCGCUGUCACUGCAGCUGUCAAGGGUCAAGGGGCCAUCACAGAGAAGCUGCGUAGCCUGAGUAUGCAUGACCUCACACAGAUAAACCAGCAAGACGAAGCAGGAAACCCGCUGUACCAGUACAGCUCCCGCUCAUCCAACCCGUCUGUCAGGAGAUCUCAGAGCAGCGACACUGCAGAUGGAGCUGAGUACUAUUAUGACCAAGAGGAGAGGACGGAUGAAGAGGGUGAGCCAACCUUCUCUGAAGAUGAGGCCGUAAGUCAAAGAGGACUGAGGCGAUCACAGAGUGUCAAGAUCACUCGAUCCAAAAUCCGCAAAGAUGCACGUUAUGGAUCACUGAAGAUUAAAGCCAAGAAGAGACCAGCACUGGGCUCUGUUAACUACGGGAUCUGAAGAGACUAUUGCUGGCACUCACUCAGAGCAUCCUGCUGACUGGUGAAUGGUAUUAUCUGUUUGAUUUCCAACAUUUCCACUCUGUUGAACAUUCUCAUAUUUAUUACCUAUCUCAACCAAAACUAGUGGCUGUCAAAGAACUUGAAUUUUUUUUGUUUGGGUUGUUGGUCUACGUUUUGUCCUUUAUGUGUUAUUAUCAAAAUUGUAGGCAUGUACAGUAUGUCUAGUCUUUGAGAUUUUAGGUCCAGAUUUCCGGUCUUUACCUACAUAACCCAACCAAUGGCUUAACUGAGGUUUGAAAUGAUUUAAUAAUUGCUAAAACCCCUUUGGUUUGCCGUACUAUGAAAAAUCCAUGUGGUUCAAGUUAUUGUCUUAUUAUUAUCGACAGGGCAACAGCAUUUAUUUCUUGGACAAGACCAAAAUAUGUUGAAUUUUGUUAACAACAGUGUAACACGUCCAGUAACACAUUUUAAUGGAUUAUUGUAAAAACAACUAAUCAUAGCUACAGUCACACAUUUUGUCCACUUGGUCACAGUAGAACAAUGAGCUGUAGUGUUCAGUGAAAUCUGGCUGUACACUUUAAGUUUAGCUUUAACACUCAGAGCUGCAUAAUACAACUCAGUACUUGUUUAUAGAGAUAUCUGUGUGACUCCAGUUUUGCUUUUGCUGCCUUUUAUCAGUAGUUGAACCUCUGACACUAGUGCUGGAUUAGUGCUGGUUAUGUAUUCCACAAUAUACUAAUGGAGACUGUUUUUAACUUCUAUGUGACCAGCAGAGUCGCUUGCAACAGUACUUGUCACAGAAUGUUUGAUACAUAAAUUGAUUAGAUGAACACUAUCCCUUAUUCAUGUAAGAAAGUUAGAGAACACAGACGGAGAGUGACAAAGGGAAGAAAAAAAACAACACGACGAUAGAAACGGUAAUUCUUUCUUUUCAGUUAAAGCCUUUGUGAAGGCAUCAGAGAUCCUCCUGAUUUAUGAGGAUUUUUUUUAUUAUUAUUUUCCUGCCUUUUACACAUGUAUUUUAAUAUGACUUUGUGUCCCAGUCCCACUCCAGGCUGUUAAUUUCUUGCUGUGUUUUUAUUUUUGAAGUGUCAUUCACUACGUUUACAUGCACACGCUUUUAUUUUAUUCACCCACAUUCCAAACUAUUUUCUUAUGAAGGUGUUUGAAUGGCUUACCACCGUUCUCCACUUGCAUCAGUUUCCAACAAUGACAAACUUGUUUGAUUGUUGUAAUAUUUGUACAUAUCCUUUCCUAAUGUUUAAAACUUAGCUCACACAAUAAAUGUUGAGAUGAAAAAAACACUCAAGUGAGCCGCAUAUUCCAAAUUUGCUGUACAUAUUUCCUAAGAAUGUUCCUAAUACCAGACUAAUGUCACUAUGUUAUCAUAUAUCUCUUAAUUGGAAAGUGUUACAUUUGUAAGAAGGCAUCAUUUGGAAUUAUCAUACAGAAAAUGUGGUUUGCGUGACAGAUUGGCAUAUUCUGAAAAAGAGGGACUAUUGGUGUGCAUGGAAACGUACUGUCUGAGGAGUAGUGUUUUGAAAUCUGUUUUGUCUGUGAUCAAAGAAUCGUUUGUAUUGUAACCACUUGUUUUGCACAUAUACAGGUACCUCCUACAGAACCUUUAUGAAAACGUUGUUGCUUGUCAUCUGAUUUUAUGUACUUAGCUGUGGGAGGAAGCAGCACACAAGAAGAGCUUAUAUUAUGGAUGCUAAUAUCAACAGCCUCUUGUGCCACAGCCUUUCAUUUUUCGCAAACUGCACAGAGUUUGUUCUACAGUUGCUCUGUUGUGGAGAGAUGUAAUCAUUUUAUUGCUUCUCCAGCAGAAGCGCUGUCCUUGCUCGUAUGCGUGUGAUUCAGCAGUGUGUCUUUACCAUAGCAAAAGAACUUUAAUCUGAUCAUUUCCUUUGCUUUGGUGCAACAGUAAAGCCAAACUGACUCGUAUCAUGGUUUCUACUAAAUGCUCAUAACUGACUUAAAAUACCAAAGUUUAAUGUACACACGCGGCUGGGGUUGUUUGAAUUGUGUGGGGAAAAUGUAAAUUCUGUGGAAUGCUGAAUUUUAAAUGCAAUAAAAUAAAGGCUGCCUGUUACAGGACGGGCAACAGCUAAAGUGAA